This is a messenger RNA of Arachis duranensis, 1601 nucleotides long. RefSeq names its product protein SENSITIVE TO PROTON RHIZOTOXICITY 2-like. Bases 107 to 1240 code for a protein of 377 amino acids. Lineage: Eukaryota; Viridiplantae; Streptophyta; Magnoliopsida; Fabales; Fabaceae. The transcript is spliced from 2 exons. Gene Ontology annotation, biological process: response to acidic pH; response to aluminum ion. The record is from RefSeq and is a predicted model, not a curated record.
AUGUUUAUAUGUUUGCUUCUGAGGUUUCAUCUAAAAAAGAAACAAAAAUUCAGCAUCUAUGCUUAUUAUAUCUUUCAAGAAUUGAAGAAGAUCAUACAUAUAUGCAAUGAUUUCAACAAGUAUCGAACAAAAUCAAGGGUUGAUGAUGCAGAUGUUCCCUACUCCUCCUCCUGGGAGCGAGGAUUUGGUGUCACAACAAUCUAUGGAAAUAGUUAAUAACUCUUCUGUUGGUUCUUCUUCUUCAUCUACAGCUGCUGCUGCUGCUUCUUCUUCUUCACACUCAAGCUCCCUUCUCUUCAAUCUCUCUGUUCUCAAGGACAAGCUUAAUCAGGUUCAGACCCUGGUUGGUGUUAUUCUCUCCCCAGAUCAGAACCUUCAGGACUCAACUACCUCCAUGGCUGUUUCAAGCAUGAACUCCACAAUCCAAGAAAUCAUACCUCCUCCUCCUCCUCCUCCUCCUCCAGGUACCAUUGCUACUACUGUUGCUUUCGCCAACAACCACCAUGAAUUGCACCAACAACAACAUCAAAGGUUAUUGAUCAAUAAUAACAAUAAUAAUCUUAGAGGUUUCUUUUCUAGCACUACUGAUUCUGAGGCACUGGAUAAUUGGCUUGGUGAAAGCUAUAACAAUACUGGUGGUGUUGAUUGUAAGGUUAAUAAUAACGAUGAUGAUGAUCCAAGUGUUGAAAUUAGUGAUAGCAAAGAAGGAGCAAAGAAGUUGGAUAUAAUUGAAUUGGAUGCUGCGGAUUUGUUGGCGAAAUACACACAUUACUGCAGUGUUUGUGGGAAAGGGUUCAAGCGGGAUGCGAAUUUGAGGAUGCACAUGAGAGCUCACGGUGAUGAAUACAAAACGAGUGCCGCAUUGAGUAACCCAUUGAAGCAGAACAAUAACGGCGAGAAUGGUGAUUGCUUGCCGAAGAAGUACUCGUGCCCUCAAGAAGGGUGUAGGUGGAACCAGAAGCACGCAAAGUUUCAGCCAUUGAAGUCAAUGAUAUGUGCAAAGAAUCACUACAAGAGAAGCCAUUGUCCGAAGAUGUACGUGUGCAAGAGGUGUAACCAGAAGCAGUUCUCGGUGCUGUCUGAUCUGAGAACACAUGAGAAGCACUGUGGGGAUCUCAAAUGGCAGUGUUCUUGUGGCACCACUUUCUCCAGGAAAGACAAGCUUAUGGGACAUGUUGCUUUGUUUGUUGGCCACCGAGCCCUUUCCAUUGCCUUCCACCAAUACAAUAGUGCAGCUUAAUGGUUGGAAAUAUGCAUGUGUGUAUGGAAUUUUGGCUCAGUAUAGUUUGUGGUGCUGACAAGUGACAUGGCCAUUUGAAAAUGAAGUGGGACGCUGCUUUGUUGCACUUCAUGAAUUGAGAUCAUCUCUCUAGUUGCUAUGAUUCAAAACAUAGUAGUAAGAAAAUAAUCUCAAUAAUCUUUAAUUGAUUAGCUAGCAGUUAAUAAUUAGUCAACAAAAGUUUUGUACAUUCAAAAUCUGUGUUGAAGGAAUGUAUCAAUAAUGUUAUGUAUAGAGAGAGAAAAACAUACGUAUGUUACGUAUAAAUAUAAGAUUCGAAUGUUGUGUUGGAUCCUAAAUUUAUCUUUUUCUUUUAAUUUUU